GGUAUUUCUCUAAAAAAAUACUCCCCAGUUAAAGCAAACAAGGUAGUGGUGAUGGUGGUGGCUGUGGUGGAGGUGGAAAUAGGAUGGUUUUGUGAGUGGUAUUUGAUUGUUUGUAUCUUGUGAUGGAGUAUCUAAUGAGAGCUUGUCGCUUCCAUGCUUAAAGGGCUUUAUUCAUUUAGUAUUUCCUUUUCCUUUUAUUUUUGAUGUGAAAGGAGCAAUAGUUAGUAGCUUUCGGGAGGGAGCAGAAAGACUUUGUUAGCAUCAAAUCCAAAGAACUAUUAACCAAACAAGAAGGUUCUUUGUCAGUCUGGGAAACUUCACUCUUCCAGCGUUGCACAGGAAAACAUCAACUGCAGUUGCAGUGUUCACUGUCCUGCAAUAGGGAUUUAGACGUAACAGAAGAGAGGUUGUAAAGAGCUACCGAGUAUUAAGGAUGCAAAGCUCUUGCAACAAAGAUGGCCAAUCAUUGGCACCUUUUCUUAUUACUUGCUCUUCUCUAUGGAACUCUACUGAACAAUCAAAGUUUUCUCCUUCCAAGAGUGUUAUUACUGGACCAGAAUCAUCUAACAACGAAUUUUUCCAUGUGAAGCAAUCAGACUUGCUAUUUCAAGAACUGGAUUCCUUAUCAACUCUGUCAACCUGUCAGUCUCAAUACGUUAUGGCUGAUGCUGCAAGAAACAGCACUUCUGGUGAUGAAACUCAUGGAAGGCGUGCAGAGCAGUACCAGAGAUCACCUCUUUUGUGUGUCAGUGCAGAUUUUACUGUUAGCCAAGUACAGUUGGAUUAUAACAAGUCAUUGGCUUGCAUACCCUUCCCCAGCAGUGAAUCCUACUUUGGCGGGCUUGUAGCUGCUUAUGGGCCAAAUGCUCUUGUAUGUCCUCCUAUGGUGGGGAUGCUGCAUGCAAGAGUUCCACUUCCUCCUCUUCAAUGUGCAGAGGGCAUGCCUGUCUUGGUCAAUGCUAAGCAAUAUCGUGCAAUCCUCAGACGAAGACGAAUCCGUGCAAAGCACGAGGCUCAGAACAAAAUGCUCAAGUUCCGAAAGCCCUACCUUCAUGAAUCUCGACAUAAACAUGCGGUAAGGAGACCUCGGGGUUCUGGAGGGCGCUUUUUGAAUACGAAGGAUAUAAAGCCAUCCAACCUUUCAUCUCCAAGCUAUACUGAGGAUGCUCCUCUUAAAAUGCUUGCUGGAGAUAUAUCUGGCUCCGAAGCUCGGCUCUCAGAAAGUUGUAGUUGGGCAGCUUCCACCCCAUCUGGCUCUGAUGUCACAAGCAUAUUCAAUGGUGAUGACAUCUUCCAACACCCAGAGAAUCAGGUGUCAGCCUCUUCUUUCCACAUGGGCAUGCGUGUCGGAAAAGAUUCAACACAUUUAGAAGCUGGCAACCUGCUUUUCUUAUCCAUUGAUGGACGUGCUCGAAACUGACUGCAUCUGCAGCUCUGUUGGGCAACUCGCAAUGAAUAUUUGGCAGGACAUCCUUGGCUAUUUCACUACUCUUUGUUCCAGACUUGGAAUAAAAGAGGGGACUUCCUCGUAGGAUAUGUCCCAUUCAGGCAUUCGAUGGUUCCAUGAUUAUGGUUUCCAGAUAAAGAAGAAACGCAUAGCUGGACCAAUGUUGUGUGCUUUUAAUUUUAGUGUCAAUAAAAGGUAAUGAUCCUUAACUACUGCUCAGACAAGGAAUGGUUGUGCUUUCAAUUCCUUUUGUCUGAUGUUUUUCAGAGUCUGUUUUUCUUGCAUUUGGUUUUGUAUGGCUGUGUUUGGCCAUCGUUGGUGAUUAUGUCUUGCACUCGCAAAGAUGUACUAAUAAAAACUUUGAUUACCUUGUGUAA
This is a messenger RNA of Coffea eugenioides, 1824 nucleotides long. RefSeq names its product nuclear transcription factor Y subunit A-3-like. The transcript is spliced from 6 exons. The record is from RefSeq and is a predicted model, not a curated record. Gene Ontology annotation, molecular function: RNA polymerase II cis-regulatory region sequence-specific DNA binding; DNA-binding transcription factor activity, RNA polymerase II-specific. Bases 434 to 1420 code for a protein of 328 amino acids. NCBI's taxonomy places the organism in Eukaryota, Viridiplantae, Streptophyta, Magnoliopsida, Gentianales, Rubiaceae. Gene Ontology annotation, biological process: regulation of transcription by RNA polymerase II.